This is a messenger RNA of Cololabis saira (Pacific saury), 2787 nucleotides long. RefSeq names its product DnaJ heat shock protein family (Hsp40) member B9a (gene dnajb9a). Bases 117 to 767 code for a protein of 216 amino acids. Gene Ontology annotation, molecular function: protein-folding chaperone binding; misfolded protein binding. Gene Ontology annotation, cellular component: endoplasmic reticulum. The transcript has 3 exons. The record is from RefSeq and is a predicted model, not a curated record. Lineage: Eukaryota; Metazoa; Chordata; Actinopteri; Beloniformes; Belonidae.
UGUUGCUGGAUGAUAAAAAACAAGCUUACAUCACCAUGUUCGGGCUUGGUUAAAUAAUUGGAGACAGUUAUUUACAGAAGCCGCAGCCGUGUCCUCGGAGAGGGGACGGGGGAGCCAUGGCGCCUGCGCAGUCCGUCCUGGCGGCUGCAGUGUGCAUCCUCAUGAUAACAGAGCUGCUGCUGGCCAAGAAGGACUACUACAACAUACUGGGAGUACCCAAAAGUGCCACAGAGCGACAGAUAAAAAAGGCUUUCCACAAGCUUGCUAUGAAAUAUCACCCAGAUAAGAACAAGAGCCCAGAUGCUGAAGUGAGAUUCAGGGAAAUUGCUGAAGCUUAUGAAAUUUUAUCAGAUGAGACCAAAAGAAGAGAGUAUGAUCAGUUUGGUGAUACUUCAUACUUCGCCAGGGAAGGCCAAGGCAGAGAAAAACGAGGAGCCCAACAACCUUUCACCUUUAACUUUGAUGACAUGUUUAAAGAUUCUGACAUCUACAGCCAGAACCGGCACGCCCGUCAAAGAAAGCAGUUUGAGGAACACUCCAGGUCCCACAAGGAGUCCCACAGCAAACACAAGAGACAAUUUCAAAGUGGUUUCGGUGCAGGUAUCUUUGAUGACAUGUUUGAUGACAUAGAGAGAAUGUUUACUUUUGAAAGACACAACAAACAGACUGAAAGUAGGUUUCAUGGAGCAUCGAAGCAGCACUGUAGGACUGUAACCCAGCGCAGAGGAAACAUGGUGACCACAUACACAGACUGCACGGCAUCGUAAAAAGGAUUUAUGACUUAAAAUACAAAACAAAUGCUGUGGAAAAAUGCAGUGUUGUUGUAAGCUCACAUUCAAUUUUAUCUAUACACUUUGUUCUCUUUUUAAGAUGCUCCCUAAAUAUAUUUAAGAAUUUAUAAACGAUUGGAGUCGUUAUCUGUUUACUGAUGUCAGUUUAUAGGGAGUGUUUCCUAUAUUUCUUUAAAGCACCUUCUUUCAGGAAUGGACUUCAGAAAAGUUACAGCUAUGAAAAGUCUGGCUCAGUAUAACCCAGGAAUGAAUUUGUCAGGCCACUGUUAGCUAUUCAUAAAGGCCAUUCCCACCAAGAACUAUGAAUGAGAGCAUCCAUACGGAUGAACGAUAAUGUUCUGUGAUGUUACGCAUGUGCACUGGCCUCAAGCUGUAGCCAUCCUGCAAAAUGAACUUUUCGGGCUGCUGCCACUGUUUUGUGUUGCACAGAAAAAGAAAGCAUCCAUGCAAAGUCUCAAAGCAGUACAACGGAACUUUUGACACUUUUAGUCCAGUGAGCCUCCCUACAAACAUGGUGGUCAAGUCACUUUUAUGUUGCCGUUCAAUUAGUUGGUUCGGUCUCUUAACUUGGUAACAAUCCAGUUUUUCCUCUUCUGUCAUUACUUUCUUGAGUCUCUGAAUCGUCUCUCCCAUAAUGCCCAUUGAAGCUCUGGGAUUUAGUUUCAUUCACUGUUGAUGUGGGACAUAGUGGCAUACAUGAUCCACAGUUGGGCCAAAACAGACCCAGGACGGUAGUCCAAAGUUACUAAGGCUGGUUUUUGCCAAUAGCAGAGACAGAAGACUGACGGGUAGAAAUAGUUACUUACUUUCUAAAAGUCAGCAAAUGUUCCUUGAAAUUACAUUAAAACUGAUAUUUUAACAGCAAAAAGAAAAUUCCUUUGUGCUGCUUUAAAUUUGAGUUAUAUUUACCAAUAUUUUUUUAUGCUUCUUGGUGUGACUGGCCCUUGAUACUACGUUGGUCAGUUUUUAGUUUCUUUGUGCAGAAAAAAAUACAGCAGUUCGAUGUGUUUUGCUUACUAUUGUCAAAUGGACAUCAGCUUUCACAAAAGCCCCCCCCCCCCAUGUUUUCAUGAAUAUCUUGUGUAUUGCUGUUUGUUUGUACUACUUGAAACAUUUCUAUGCUCUACAGUGCCAGCAAUUUUAUUUUUUCACGAUUUGUUAUCUUAUCCAUUGUGGUUAAACCACUAUUAUCACUAUGUUAAAGUAACUGUAAUUGUGAAAGUGUGAAACAGAAAAUACACCACAAGGAAGGAGGACGUACAGUUUUAGAGAAAUGUUUUCAGUCCCAUCCGUGUGAAAAUAGUUAGAUAUAGAAGGGUCAUUCAUUAUGAUGAGUAUAAUUAUGCUUUUAUUUACAGUUUUAGUAAUGGUUUCUAAAAUAGUUUACCGAUUGCUGAAAAUGACAGAAGAUUGCUGUUCAACUUCACAUGAAAUGUUUAGUUGUUAUUUCAUUAGGUCCCUAUUUGCAUAAGGAACUAAGAUUAGAGGACAGUGGGUUAUUAUCAAUAUGUAAAUAUUUCCACUUUGAAAUCAAAGUAUUGAAUCUGAAUGAUAUGACCAUAAAUAAUCAAAUGUUGAUUAUUUUGGUUUCUAAAUGGGCUGUUGGACAAACCAUGAAGAUGUUCUGUGUUUGGUGAAACUUGCAGGCCUGUUCCACUGUCAGCUGGUCACAGUGCCGCCUGAAGGCAAAAGCUUCGCUUAUUUGUGUUAUUUGGCAUAUUUGUGUUGAUGCGGCUUUUUUCUGCUUAUAGGCACACUGAAUACUAAAGUAUUGAAGAAAUGUUGGAUGUAUACACACAAGCAGGAGAUCCUGUAUAUGAUCUGCAUCUGAAGAUAUCCAUUUGUUGACAAUUGUGAUGAAAGCACUAUCAGCGCUCUCAUCCAGUAUCAUCUGUUCUCUCAUUCCCGACUGUGUGUUGUGCAAUAUUUUUCAUACUUUUCAUUAUGUUGUAAAAUGGCACUUUAAUUAUUUUUUGUAAUAAAUCGUAGAACUCUU